This is a messenger RNA of Pseudozyma hubeiensis SY62, 2619 nucleotides long. RefSeq lists its product as hypothetical. Gene Ontology annotation, molecular function: DNA-binding transcription factor activity, RNA polymerase II-specific; zinc ion binding; transcription cis-regulatory region binding. NCBI's taxonomy places the organism in Eukaryota, Fungi, Basidiomycota, Ustilaginomycetes, Ustilaginales, Ustilaginaceae. The transcript has a single exon. Bases 1 to 2619 code for a protein of 872 amino acids. Gene Ontology annotation, cellular component: nucleus. Gene Ontology annotation, biological process: regulation of DNA-templated transcription; DNA-templated transcription. The record is from RefSeq and is a predicted model, not a curated record.
AUGCAGCGACAACACGAUCACAGAUACCAAUCGCACGCUCCCAACGACAAGCUAGAUCGAAGCUCUCCCGUCCCACACGACACUUCGAACGGCAGCCCUUCGUAUCGACGCACUGUUGCUUGGGACCAACGGGGGGGUGCCAAUCUGUCUGGCGCCUACCCUCAAGUCGCUACCGUGGACCCUUAUCAUGCACAACGCCACGGAUCUGACGCCAGCGCAAGCAAUCACCAAUCGCCCCAAAGUGCGGCUACUUCAUCCUCUUCAGCCUCGCUCCAGUCCUCGUCUCUACCCACCGCGAUCUCAUCCCACGGCUCUCACAGCAUCGCCAGCAAUGGCAGCGCUCGACGCACUUCCAAGUACCACGAUGGCCUCCUAAUCCGAGAGUCUCGCAUGCCACCUUCGUCCACCAAUCCACUCCUCUGUCUCUCGGAAGCUGCCCUCGGCAAGCGAUGCACCGAGUCCGACAGCGAGGAGGAUGAGCUCGCUGCCGACAUCGGACACCUGGACGAUAGACCUCAGAGUCCUGCGAUUCUUGUCGACGGCAAGAAGCGUCCAGCCUCGAACCUUUACUCCGAUGACGUUGCCCACGACGUGGAUGAUGCGCAGGCAAGAUCGGCUAGCGAUAUUGCAGCUAUGCUCGAGAACAACGGCUGGACUCGAUCCUGCCUUGGUCAUGCUGCCUGCGAGCGUGCCUCCUACUUUUCCGGGGCUUCCGCUUCCGCAAACUGGGACACUCGUCGCUGUGACCCGCUAGACCAGGGUAUCGUCACCAUGGACGAUGUACACCGCCUCUUUGGCAUCUUCAUGGACGUCAUUCACGAGCAGUUCUGCGUCCUCGAUCCAGUCAUCCACAACGUCGCGACCGUCAAGGAGUCGUCCAACUUUCUCUUUUCCGUCAUUCUCGCCGUCGCAACUUCGGUCGACCGCACUCCACGCUCCAUUGAGCAAUUCCCUCAGCUGCGCGCCCUCGUUGAUUCGCUCAUUGUCGAGGUGCUCAGCCGGAACGUCAAGAGCGUUAGUGUUGUCAAAGGCCUCAUCAUUUGGCCCAUGUGGGCGCACCUCACCCCGCUCAUGGCCGAAGACCGUGCGUGGUUGCUCAUCGGAACAGCUGCACGCAUGGCCAAGGAGCUCGACCUAGCCAUGCGAGACGACACGCCACAGGAGGACGAGAUAGCACGUCGACAUGCUCGAGACCGCUCGAGGACGUGGGCGCUUGCCGCGAUCAUGGAGAGAAGCUUCAGCUCGUUCUCCGGCCAACGUCCCAACACGACGUUGGAUGUCGACUGGGGCACUCUCAACGAUUGGCUCAAGUCUCCCGUCUCUCUCGACAAUGACAUCCAGAUUGUAUCCUUCUUGCACCUGCGUCGCAUCGAGGAGAUCAUGCGCACUCGCAUCUUCAGCCAGAGCUACUACGAGGUCGGGUCGAUCGAGAGCAUCCGUGUUUCGGCCAACGUUUUGUUUUCGGCCUGGUCCGAAGCCUGGUGCGAGCACCCUGCAUUGGACAAGCACGGACUCACGUCGACCAUCAUGCGCAUUAUCGGACUACACAUCCAGGUCCUCAUCAACACGCAUGCCAUCCGCGAGUCUGAUCGCAGGAAGGUGAUUUGCGAAGCAUCUGGCAUGCGCAUCCUCCGUAUCUGCGGCGACUCGGUCAAAGCUGCGCGCGAGAACUGCGUUGUGCUGCUGACCGACGCAUGCCGGCUCGCCCUGGACAAGUUGCAAGGCAAUGCGCACACGGUCAGCCGCAUCGUCGCGGCGAUGCUCGGCUGGUCCGGUGUUCACCUGUUGAAGAAUGGACCGAUCGAGACCCGUGGCUUGGUGGUCCAGCUCGGUCUCAUGUUGGCUGGCGACCCGCGCGACUCGACGCACUCGCGAUCGUUCGCGCGUUUCUACGGUCGCUUCAUCCUGUCGCUCAGCGCCGAGUUGGUCGAGAGGGACCGAGCCGAAAAAUCGCGGAGGAAACGUCAGCGUCUGCGAGACUCGUCCCACAUGUCGGCUUCAUCGAGCGGCAUGGGCUUGCCGAGCCCUCGAGGUGCGGGAGACGCAACCGAUAUGAGAAGAGGUGCUUCCGUUGCAAGUGGCAGUGCGUCUGGCUUCGAUGCUCAGAAGGCGACUGCUGUGGGACCCUCGACACCAGGUGCUCCAGCAGCAUCUGCCGUACCUAUGAGCGAUAUGGCGCUUGCGUUCGAGACGGCUGCCCAGGGUGGAUUGCAAACUCCAUCUCUGAAUCGAACUGGAUUUGUCGGACCGUCAGGCUCCAACUUGAAUGGCGUCUCUACCCCGGGCGGCACAAGUUACGCCUACCCCUACGCGUCCACGCCUGGCGCGAGUUCGAAUUCAUACAUGAAUGGCAUGCUCAACAACGGCGCACCUUCACCCCUCUCAUCCGCCUAUCGCGGUGGGGGAGGAUCCAUCCCGGCUCAGAUCGGCAACAACAGUGCUUCGACGUUGGAAUCGGUGACCAACACUUGGUUGGGAACGGACGAUCUGCUGGACUCUUACAUGCAGAGUAUCUUGCCCAUCUUUAACGAUUUCGAUCAUGCGACGAGCAGCAGUAUGCUGAAUGGAAUUGGAGGAGGCGGUGGUGUGGGGGUGCCUAUUUCGGAGGUUGGGAGGUGA